Molecule: messenger RNA, 1866 nt
Organism: Colletes gigas
Lineage: Eukaryota; Metazoa; Arthropoda; Insecta; Hymenoptera; Colletidae
Exons: 5
Coding region: 4-1866 (620 amino acids)
Source: RefSeq, a predicted model, not a curated record
GACAUGCUUGAAACCGAACGCAGAACUGCGAUUAGUACGUCUCAACUUGGACUUUACUCCGAUCACGGUGAUAGAUACAACAGAAGUCGAUACGGUUCCGUCACCAGGAAAUUCGCGAUAGGAGUUAUGGUGGUGGUUGCAGUGAUAUUAGUGGGGAUAUUUUUAUACGACUUCACGUCUGCCACGUCGUUGAACAGUAAAGUCAACCAGGAAACAAAGCACAUGUAUAUAUUACAAAAUGCUCUUAAGAAACCGUCGAACGUCACAAGGAGAUUCUUCAGUUCUACACUUUUACCUGAAAUGAACAGAAGUAAUCCCAUUUACGUACAAGAUCGUUCUGACAAUGAAAACCGCGGGAAUCUUUUACUGUACGAUCAGACUGACGAUCAAAAAGUAUCCGAUGCCGAGCUUAGAUCACAAAAUUUGAAUAACUUCAAAUUGCGAAAGAGAGUCCUGAAAUCUGUCGAAAACAACAUGAACGAACCAGCCGCGGAGGGCAAACAGUUGUUCGAUAAUCAUGCUGUAGCUUAUCGGAUAAGGCAGAGGUACAAAUAUCCGGGUUCGAACGAGGACGAUGAAAGCUCGGAGGAGAAUCGGCCAACUCCAUUUCAUUGGGAGCUGAAAACGCCCCAACCGACUUCUUUCAAACGAUUGAAAUAUCCUCAGCUCUCUCAAUACAGAUAUCCACAAUCGUCGAGAAACAUACAGGAUAUUAUUAAGUAUCUGACGAACGACGCUGAGAUACCGAACAGAGGCAUCAAGUUCACCGGUGUCUACGUGAACCCGAAAAAGUACGAUUUUUCUCCCGAGAUUGGGGAGAUGAUGUCCAACAGCGACAGGUCGGAAGAAGAAGAAAGUUCUUAUUCGUUCAACGAAGACCCGUUGUAUCAGUAUAAACCGAAACAUCCCGCGGAUGUCAAUCUGCUGGCUCCGUCCAACUUCAGAUUCUCGCCAACAGGGUUUCAUAGAUACAGUCCUUACUACGAUACGUACGGUCGACCAGUAAAUUACGUGAAACAGCCUUCGUCGGACGUGGAAUCGCAAUAUGACCCAGCCCCUUACGCGAGCAACUACCAGAAGAAACGUAAACCAAAACCGUUCAGUGUCAUGUUGGACAUUUAUCCGAUCACCGACGUCAUGGAACAAAAUAAGAAGACCACGAGACCGAAACAAGUUCCUAUGGACGAUUACGACACGAGAAGGCCAAUGGUGUUCAACAGGGGCCAGAAAUUUUACGUACCACCCCCGCAAACGAUGGUCGGUACGUCGAAUCAAGCCGCGAUGGACGAAGAGGAAAGACAACAGAUGAUAUUUCAUUUGAAUCUGUAUCCGAGAAAGAAAAAUAAAAUGAACAGGCACGACAUAAUUCACAGGUCGGAAUCGAUGCCUCCCCAAGAACGACAGCAGUUUAUGCACAAAGUAUGGUCACCGCUGGAAACGAUCGCUAAACACUUGGCAGUGGAACAAUCGAAAUUCAUGCAAAGCGAAGGUCCGUUCGGAUUGGCAACGAACCGCUACCAGGAAACUCCUCUGGAUAACAAAGAAGAAGAAACGAAAUACCAGCAAGUGAACGUUUCUUCGGGGCCCAGUGGCGACCACACAGAAGAAACAGUCACUGUUCCGUCUAACCAUAAAUUGAGCGUCGAGGAUGAUUACGCUAGCACCGAAAAGUACGAUAUCGAAGCUCAGAGAAUCGUUCGGACUACCACAGAGGAUCAGAAAGAGAGUCAGAAAGAAGAUUGUAAUACCACUGUAAUUCCAAGCGAGACGAUCGUUAACGAGACGAAAAACGACGAUGUUACCAAAGAUAUUGAUAGCAUCGAAGGAUUCAAACGUUUCAGCGACAGUGUCUCUAAAACCCAUUAG